UGAGUGAUACAGGUAUUGAGAUGCUUGCUUUCGCACUGCGCGGUAUUGUGCUGAUAGCUGUGCUCAGUUGGUACAGUACCAGCGUAUGGAAGAUGAUCGACGGCUACUUCAAGAAUAAAUUCGACAAAUACUUGAAAGAGGAAUUUGAGAAAAACCCCGGAAUGAAGGCGGACAUGGCGGGACAGAAGCGAGAGAAAGUGGAAGUUGCUCCCCGAGAGUUUCUGGCUUCUUGUCAACUUGAUACAUGUCUGGUUGAUAAGGUAGAGGUACUCCGGGAGGAUAACAGUUCACCAGCAGGAGUGUACGCGAGGCAAACGAAUCAAGCAGCAGAAAAGGAAAACAUGUCAAACAUUUCACCUGUAGAUAAUCUCACAAUCAGAGAGGGAACAAAAGGGGAAACUGAUAAGAGGACCGAGACACCUGCAGACACGAAGCGUGAGAAGACAACAAGGGUGAGGAAAAAAAUAGUAGUGCAUAGUCAGGAACCGCCGAAGAGUAAAAGGAAAAAAGUCAAAACAAUAACGCUGACUGAGGAAGACUUUGAAGAGGUCAAGAUGAAAAUGGACAUUGAUGAGUAUGACUUUACCGAGUUUGAGUAUGAAGAACAACCGCCGGAAGGUAUUCUUGUUUCUAAACUGGGCUUCAAGCCAAAAGCGGAUAUUGGAAAUCUUGAUAGAGUGACUGAGGACGAAUUUUGCCCCAUCAGUUUGGAGUACGAGGGUGACUGCAGUGAAACCAAGACGUGGCCGUAAAUAUUCAGCCUUCAAACUUGGAUUUGCUUCCGCGUGAAUGAAUGAAAAUUGAUGAGUUGCACUUUGUCAUUCGGGGGGACGAAUGUGAGGUACAUGUUGAUGAUGGCUAUUGAGAAAAUGUACACAAGGCAGUUCUAACAGUACAAACGGGUUAAAAUACAUCCGGCGGAAGUAAUCGAUGUCACACGCUCGUUGGGCUUUGAAUCUUUAAAAGGAGAUGUCUUUUAUCUGGUGAUGAACAACGGAUUGCCAUUUGUGUGGGGUAAUGAUACUCGCCUUUUCCUGCACUUCAGUUGGUGGUACUAUUGAUGUCUGUAAUUACUGAUAAUUGUUAUCAAUCGUGCUAUUAGUAGCUAUAUUUUAUGAAGUGGUGGUCUUCUCUCAUUCGAUUGCUCGUAUUGAAUUAUGUACAUUCAGAGUAAAACUUAUUCCUUUUUUUGUAAGUAAAAAAACUGAUUGAAAGUGAUAAUUCCAGAACACUUAUAUGACCUUGAAUGACGUCACAGCUCCGGUCCAUCGACGCCAUCUUUCAUCAAAUUUAUGUUUUGAGAAAAUGAAUCAGUGAGAAAAGCGAUUGAUCAAUUCACGAUUGGCGAUUUCUCAACUACGAAGUGUGCUGAGAUGUGACGUCAUUAGCCCUUUUCUGUGAAAGUUUUUGGUGAUUUGUAUCGAUUGAAUAAACGGAAUGAUAAAAUUUUGAAAU
Messenger RNA from Diachasma alloeum, 1455 nucleotides. RefSeq lists its product as uncharacterized. The record is from RefSeq and is a predicted model, not a curated record. The coding region runs from base 21 to 752 and encodes 243 amino acids. NCBI's taxonomy places the organism in Eukaryota, Metazoa, Arthropoda, Insecta, Hymenoptera, Braconidae. The transcript has a single exon.